AUGAAAUUUUUCUGUUCGUCCAAGCACAAAUCAUUAGAGGAAGAAAAGAAGAAGGUUGAGCAAGACAAAAAGCAAAAUAUCUUGGAUAAAAAAGCGAAUGAUGCCUUGAAGCGCGAACUUAUGAAGGAAAAGCAAGAAGUUGAGAAGACAAAGAAGGAACUUAACCAUGAUAAGAAACUUGUAAGGCCUUAG
Molecule: messenger RNA, 192 nt
Organism: Meloidogyne enterolobii
Lineage: Eukaryota; Metazoa; Nematoda; Chromadorea; Rhabditida; Meloidogynidae
Source: the annotation of a GenBank genome assembly